Messenger RNA from Aspergillus eucalypticola CBS 122712, 1329 nucleotides. RefSeq lists its product as uncharacterized. The coding region runs from base 1 to 1188 and encodes 395 amino acids. The transcript has 2 exons. The record is from RefSeq and is a predicted model, not a curated record. NCBI's taxonomy places the organism in Eukaryota, Fungi, Ascomycota, Eurotiomycetes, Eurotiales, Aspergillaceae.
AUGACGAUGCAAAUGAUUCCUCCAAUUUUCCGACAAGAGUUUAUCAAGACGACACUUCGAGAACCAGAGCUCGGCAAAGUGGAUACGUGGGCGGACCUGAGACGACUGGACACUAUACCCUCUGAACUGUACUUCCGAAUUAUGUGCUGCCUUGAUGUGCCGACCCAUAAGACACUCCAGCUUGCGUCAAAAGGGAUACGCAACAGGACUCAAGAGGCCCUGUUGAAAGCGAAAUGGAUCGAAAUCAGAGUUACCAAUGACAUGACAGGUAUUUGCUCGUACCCCGAGACUCUCUGGUUUGAGCCCAGAAGGCUCCCAAACGGGGGGCAGAUGGCGUCCACUAUUCCUCCUUGGCUAAAUACUUCUAUAAUUGACUCGUUCCCGGCGACCAGCCAGAUUUCCGACGCUGUGAAGAAGAUGUCGAAUAUCAAGACCAUAGUUAUCGACUAUUGUCGGUCCCCACGAAGUGCGAAUGGCACCAGCGGCAAGUUUCUACAAAUCAUUUUCUCGGCUCUUACGGAUGCCGGGACUCAGCCUGAGUAUCUAUAUCUGUUCACGAAGGAUUCAAUUCAACCCAAUACAGAGUUACUGACGGUUGUACCAUGUGAAUACUACACUCCCCCCAGCAAUGUUAGUACUGUAUGGUAUAAGCUGGUCUUCUUGACGGUGGGUGAGCCCUCUGAUGAGCCAUGCAGAGAAUAUAUUGCCCAAAUGUUCACCUCGUUGUUUUUAAACGCUUGGAAGCUAAAGUAUCUGCUGUGGCAUGGCUCCCCGGUACAUCCUAUGUGCCAUUGGUGGAGAAGGCUAAUGAAACUGGCUAUCGAUCCCUUUGACGGGGCAGACUCCAAGCAUGAGACCGGCGUGGAUCUCUGGAGAUUGUCGAUCGAAUAUGUGGACAUCAGCACUGAAGACCUCAUUCGAUUUCUCGAGCUGCAUGGAAAACACCUAACGAUACUCGUCCUUUAUCGGGUUUAUGACCCUGAAGGGGGCUGGCUUAAAGUCCUCAAACUGCUCAAAGAUAAAGAAAUCUGUCCCAAGCUGCAGCGCGUGAGGCUUGUCGUCGGACGUAUCCUGGUGAAUACUCAGCAACUCCAAAUGAAUUCAGAUAAGCUGGAAUAUGAUACGGACAACCCCGAGUUGAAUGAUAUAGAUCAGGCAAUCGCUCGGUGCGAGGAAAUGGGGUACUAGGUGGUCAUUCACCCUCCUUGUCGUAUCUGCGUUUCUGCGAAGUUAUUGUUUUCUUGUUCACGGACUGAACAGUUCUCUCCCAACAGAAAAGGGAACAUUAGGAUAGAAUAGCUUAGCUUGAAUCACAACAUCUUUACUUUG